Glycine soja is the source of this 1681-nucleotide messenger RNA. RefSeq names its product O-methyltransferase MdmC-like. NCBI's taxonomy places the organism in Eukaryota, Viridiplantae, Streptophyta, Magnoliopsida, Fabales, Fabaceae. The coding region runs from base 371 to 1306 and encodes 311 amino acids. The record is from RefSeq and is a predicted model, not a curated record. The transcript has 9 exons. Gene Ontology annotation, molecular function: O-methyltransferase activity; S-adenosylmethionine-dependent methyltransferase activity.
AAAUGUUUUUAAUAUUUUCAAGAUGUUGGAUAUAUUUAUUUUUUCUUUAAUACUUUCAUUAUAAAUUAUUAGAAAGAAUCGUAGGAUGUUACAUUACUCCCAAACUAAUUUUUCUUAAAAUUUAAAAUUUUCCUAACAUCCUUUGUAAUUUUGGCUUUGGAUGGUAAUAUAGAUUGUGUUUGUGGCUUGUAAGAUAGAUUGUGUCCUACUAAGAAUCAUUUUAGUCAUAGUUAGGUUGGUGGGCAUCUUCUGUUGGUCUAAGUCCAAUGCCAACCAUGUGUUUGUAAAAUUGCCUCUUAGGAAAAAAAAGCAGAAGGGUACUUGAAAGUGAGGGGUACGAGGAAGAUAAGUUGUUGACUUACAAGGUUGUAUGGUUAUGGCAAAUAGUAGCAUCAACUCGGUGCUUCAUCAGGGGUCAAUGUUGCCCCAUGAAUUUCCUUUAGCUUCUCUACAGAGACCUGCAAGCUUUCAUUCGUUUUCUUCAACUUGGGCUAUUUCUAAUGGAGCCCUUCAUGUCUCACCAAAAAGGUGGAACUGCAGUGCUUCUUCUUGUUGCUUCCGUUUCAGGGAAUGCAGAUGCAGGUGGAAACGAAUUGUCAGAAGCUGCUCCACCAGUGAGUUUGUUAUUUCCAAUGAUGAAAACUAUAGCAACAAGCAAGUUGUUAGUCUCACUCCCCGCCUUUAUGACUAUGUCCUAAAAAAUGUUCGAGAACCAGAGAUUCUAAGGCAAUUGCGACAGGAGACCGCCUCUAUGCGUGGAAGUCAGAUGCAGGUGUCCCCUGAUCAGGCACAGCUGCUCGCAAUGCUUGUGCAGAUUCUUGGAGCAGAACGGUGUAUUGAAGUUGGUGUUUAUACUGGAUACUCUUCACUAGCCAUAGCAUUAGUUCUGCCAGAAUCAGGUCAUUUAGUUGCCUGUGAAAGAGAUGCCAAAUCUCUUGAUGUUGCCAAGAAGUAUUAUCAGCUAGCUGGUGUUUCACAUAAGGUGGAUGUAAAACUUGGACUUGCAAUGGAUUCCCUAGAAUCUUUAAUUCUGAAUGGUGAAGCAGGAAGCUAUGAUUUUGCGUUUAUUGAUGCUGAGAAAAAAAUGAACGAGAAAUAUUUUGAACUGCUACUACAGCUGGUGAGGGUUGGAGGUCUUAUUGUAAUUGAUAAUGUCCUUUGGCAUGGAAAAGUCUCUGACCCGCUGGUAAAUGACCCUAAAACUAUCAGCAUUAGAAAUUUUAAUGAAAAGUUAAUGGAAGACAAGCGUGUAAGCAUCAGUAUGGUACCUAUUGGAGAUGGGAUGACAAUCUGUCGAAAAAGAUGACCAUUUUUGAAUAAUUUUUUUGGUAAGUUCUAUGCAAUUGAACUUACUUCCUCCCUUUAGGAAUAAUGCUUCUUGAGGCCUGAGGAAACCAAAGUUGUAUAAUUAGCAAAAGAUCAUUGGAUGUUCUUAGAACUUGUGAUUUUGCAAGGUCCAUUCUCUUAGGCUCCUUUCGGGGAAGCAUCUGUAAACUAGAUUUGUGUGAUCUUUGUCUACCACAAAUUUUGUACGCACUAUAGGCAGCACUUUUAGCAACCACUAUGUUAGCCUGAUACUCAGUGCCCUAUUACUUUUAGAGGCAGAUGUAUUGUACUGAGAGAAAUACUAGUACUACAUUAUUUAACAGAUUCUUUCAAUACGUUUUAUUAUUGGUUGAAA